AGUUGUCAUUAUCAUAUUUUAUGCCUCUACAGGGGGAACGAGGAGGCCACACCAUCUGGGGACAGCACAGUAUCUACCUUGAGAAUCUGGGCAACAGUGCAAGCAUACCCCAGUCGCCAGUCAUUCUUACAGGGGAAGAAGAAAAACCUCCUGUGAGAAUCAUCCCAGAAACCCCCCCCUCACCCAUACAGUCCCCAGUUCCCCCUCCAUCUCAGCAGAAGCAUCUUGUCAAAGUCUCUGCUGAUUUUCCUCAGGGGAUGGAGCAUGACUUUCUGGCCAAUAGCAGAUUAUGCUGCCUUGAGUUUGUGCUGCUCUUGUAUAACUGCACUGCAUGUCAGCUGUCAGCCCAUCUCAACCUUUGUCCAGAAGGCAUAUCAAAUAGCAAUGGAACUUCAAGCAGCCACAUAUACUCCCCUCAAGCAAGUACUCGGCUCCUUUACGUGGGAGGAACUGUGAGAAAGAUUUCAUUGGUGCCUUGGGGAUGCAGCAAAGUUCCUGUACGUGCUCUGGUCACCACCCCAGGCACAUACAGUCUUGGAAACUUCACUUUAACUGCUCUUCGGUCUCAUGCCACUGUUUCAGAGUCCCCUGUUGUCCAGAACUGUCAAUUACAGACAGCUGUUACAGUCAGACAGGCAGUAAGAGUUGAUCAUCAUCAUCAUAAUACAUGAUGCUCUCAGAUUACAGAUGAAAGUUGACUAAACAUUUUAUUUAUUAAUAUUUUUUUUUUAUUUUAAGUAAUUUGUCAAAUGAAAUAUUAGUGCCUGUAUCCUAAUGCUUGCAUAUUAGCCAAUACAGCAUAUAAAUUUUGAAACUGUCAGUGCCCCAGCCCUUUUCAACAUUCCUCUGCUCAUGCUGUAUCUCAGCUGCUCUGGGAUGUGAUUUCACUGUAUUAGAAUUUCUUAGACAAGAAAAGAAAAGAAAUAUACACAGUUGGAAAUUACAUACCCAUUUCACAAAACCUGCAUAAAUAAGAUAUGGUAAUUUUGUUAACCGUUAAAAACUGUUAGUUUUAUAAUCGAAAUUGAUCAGCUGCAGAUGGGUAGGUUUCAUAUGCUAUAAGUAAAUAGUUAUGUGCUCUGAGAGUUUUAUUUAAUUUUAAAGGUAGCAGGUUCCCCAGAUCUGAAGUUGGUAAAUUAUUGUUGAAUAUUUUUUUUUUCCAUUAUUGAUAGAAUGUAUUAGAUUUAGAUAAUUUACUGAUGUAUGGUAGAUAAAAGGAUGUUUGUUUUAUUGGGCAACUGAUUUUUUGCAACUUGCCAUAAGAAUAAUGAAAAUAAUAUGGUGCAUUAUAUCUUCUGAGAGAAAGGUUUUAAUUUGGUAAUUCUUUUUCCUGCAUUAUGAUUUUCAUUGUUCAGGAAAGAGUGAUGUGUUCGUAUUUGAACUGCAUGAUGAGUGCCUUCAGAAUUGUGCGAGAAUGUUUAUUUAUAAUUAUACCUGGAUGUUACUUUCUUAGACAUUAUCUCAGAAAACUCAGUGGUGAAUAAUUAUACUAGUCAGCGAAUGUUGUUAAAAAUAUAAAGAAAAUGUUUAUGAUAUAUGAAAAAAGGAAAUGCAGAUAUAGGUAUAUUGGAAAGGUGCAAAACAUGUUAUUGUCAUUAUAUAUUUUUUCCCAUUCUUAGUAGGUAAUUUUUAGUGUGAGAAUAUAGAAAACAGUGAAACUUUGGGAUAUAACUGAGAAUUAUUUUGUGCCAAAAAGGGAGAAGUUAAUAUAUACAGUAAAGCAACAGGUCUUGAAGAAUAUAUAAUGAUGUUCCUUUUUGCACUCAUUUCAGUGCAUGCUAGAGGGACACAUAAAUAAAUCAGAAGGUACAUAUGUAAAAAAAAACUAAGAUAAAUUCCGAUUCACAAUGCCACAGAAUCUAGGCUUCAAUACUCCUGUUUUACUUGUGUCACUUUUAUAUUACAUGGAUAGUAUACACUUCUUGAUAAUAUUACAAUUAAAAAAGUGUAAUGUUAAAGUUUUGUGCUGAUAUGAAAGAUGUACUUGACUACAGUAUGCUGUGAUGUUUUUAUUACACAUUUUCUUCAGUAUUCUUGAGGAGGAAGGCAUUUUGGCUCACUUUUGGAAUUAAUGUAAUUUUCAGUAAUAAACAACAUAGAUUGCCAAUACUAGAAGUGUUUUU
Molecule: messenger RNA, 2123 nt
Organism: Penaeus monodon (black tiger shrimp)
Lineage: Eukaryota; Metazoa; Arthropoda; Malacostraca; Decapoda; Penaeidae
Exons: 3
Coding region: 21-671 (216 amino acids)
Biological process (GO): endoplasmic reticulum to Golgi vesicle-mediated transport; protein localization to phagophore assembly site
Cellular component (GO): TRAPPIII protein complex; phagophore assembly site; cytoplasmic vesicle
Source: RefSeq, a predicted model, not a curated record